Lates calcarifer (barramundi perch) is the source of this 1624-nucleotide messenger RNA. RefSeq names its product cornifelin homolog A. The transcript has 5 exons. The record is from RefSeq and is a predicted model, not a curated record. Bases 883 to 1263 code for a protein of 126 amino acids. Lineage: Eukaryota; Metazoa; Chordata; Actinopteri; Centropomidae.
UUUUUUUGAUCAUUUAAGUGACAAAGUAAUAGUUUUUAUACUUUUUGUACAUUUUGUAUUAGGAUGAACCACUAAGACAUUUGCCACAAACCAAUGACGUGACCUGCUACCUCCUAACAAUCAAACAUCUCUUGGCGCAACUUCUCUUACUCAAGUCAGAAAUAUUCCAUCUUUACUUGUGCUAUUAUUCCAUUUCCUGCUCCAAUCCUUCCAGCUGGUGUGGGGCUUCAGAUGGGCCUCACGGUUAUGAUACAAAAAUCCAAAUAUUUUGUGUUGAAUUGUUUGGUUGAAUUGACAUCAAUUCUGAUCUGAAAACAGUAAGGAAAUGUGAAUCCAAGGAAGGAUGGCAAAGUCAACAAGUUGCGAAUGUGACGACGACUGUUCUAACAUUCAAACAAAAGCACAGAGCCACGUGUCACUGAGGCGAAGAGGAUGAACACUGUGGGACAUUCUCUUUUGUUCUUAUCACAUAUCUCUAUCUAAGAACUGACUAGCGUACUUUAAAUAUGUGGUCAUUAAGUGGCAUGAUGACGUCUGGGAUUUAAAAGGAUGCGUGACGGUCAGAUAGUCCUGAUGUCUGACUGUCAAAGGUAUAGAUGCGUCAGACUGGACGGACCAGUCAGUGACAUGCAUCCUGUCUGCUGUCCUGUCUCUAUAAGAUGCCACACUGCCCUGCACAUUCAUCAGUCAUCCAGGUUUCUGAUUUGACCAAACUCUGCUCCCUGUUCCUGGAAAAACAGUAAGGAUCCAAGAAAAAGACAUCUCUUUAACACUUCCUGACUGUGCACAUUUGAAGUAAUCCAGUGGGUUUGAAGGAAGAUGUGGAAAAAAUUAUGCAACCCACAAAAGACUUUAUUACAGUUUUCUUUGAAAUCUUAAGUCAUGUCUGAUAAGAUGGUCGUGACCCAACCCCGGCCCUUCAUCACAACCACUGUAACCAACCAAUGGACCUCUGGCAUCUGUGACUGCCUCCAGGACCUGCCCCAAUGUUGCUUGGCCUUUUGGUGCCUUCCCUGCUUCACCUGUAAGACAGCACACGAGGCCGGGGAGUGUCUAUGUCUACCUCUUCUGGAUGCUUUUGGACUCAUCCCACCCAUGACCACAGCCCUUAGGGUGUCAGUACGCCAGAGAUAUGGGAUUGAGGGUACGAUCUGCAACGACUGCGUGUACGCCUGCUUCUGCGGGCCCUGCACCUGGUGUCAGAUAGCAAGAGAAAUCAAAACAAGGGCAAAUCCCAUCACCUUCGUCAGCACGGUGGCCUGAUGAGAGCAGAGUUUUUAUCCCGGGGUCAUCAUUAGCGAAACAGACGUCAAACAGACGCCUCUCUUCUUUUCAUCAUGGGCUCUGUCAUGGUAUUUGGAACCACAGAGGGUUCCGUGGAAUGUUGCUGAGCAGCUGAUUAAAGAUCAGCACAUGAGGGUCGAGGGAGAGAGAUAAGUGGGCCUCUGUGACGUCCACUAACAGUUAUUAAUGAGGAGGAGUCUGUGACACUGAGGGGUAUACUAGUGUACUGAUGAUGAUUCUGGUUAAACUGCCUUAUUAUUAUCUUAAAAUCUGAAUUAGGUAUAUAUUUUUAUUCUUAUACUUCCAUCACCACCAGAUAAUUGUUGUACAUGUUCCAUUU